This is a messenger RNA of Apaloderma vittatum (bar-tailed trogon), 1428 nucleotides long. RefSeq names its product vascular non-inflammatory molecule 3-like. The record is from RefSeq and is a predicted model, not a curated record. Lineage: Eukaryota; Metazoa; Chordata; Aves; Trogoniformes; Trogonidae.
GCCUGUGCCCUGGACAGCUACAUUGCAUCUGUCUACAAGAACAGCAUGGUCUUGUCAGAGGACACUGAAUUGCCGGUUUAUGCUGAGGAGGCCUUGAUGCUGAUGGACAAAAAUAUGACAAUUUUGGAGGAGGCCGUCAAAGAAGGAGCCAGACAGGGUGCUCAUAUCAUUGUGACUCCUGAAGACGGUAUUUAUGGCUGAGUCUUCACAAGGGAGACAAUAUAUCUUGAGGAUAUGCCAGACCCAGGGGUCGACUGGAUUCCCUGUGCUGCCUGGAAGGUAUCGCUCCUGAUGUUUGCUCCCUCACUCGUGCUGGAAAGACUGAGCUGUCUGGCGAGGAAUAAUUCCAUCUACACGGUUGUGAAUAUGGGAGACAAGAAGCCAUGUAAUUCCAGUGAUGCAAGGUGCCCAGCUGGUGGUCGCUAUGUUGUCCUUGACUCGGAGGGGAAACUGGUGGCUCGUUAUCACAAGAGUGAUCUUUUUGUGACAAAGAAGCAGUUUAAUUACUCUAAGAACCCAGAAUCUGUGACUUUCAAUACGUCCUUUGGCUACUUUGGCAUUUUCACUUGCUCAGACAUACUCUAUUAUGAUCCAGCUGUGGUCUUGGCAAGGAGAUUUCAGAUUGACACUGUUCUGUUUCCAGCUGUUCGGGGUAACACUCUUCCACUGUUGUCAGCUGUCCAGUUUCACUCGUCAGGGGCCAUGGCAAUGGGCAUCAACAUUCUUUCAGCAAAUACACACAACUCUGCUUUAGAUAUGACAGGGAGUGGUAUUUAUGUCCCAGACGGUCCAAGAACCUAUUAUUACAACACAGAAAUGGAAAAUGGUCACCUUUUGGUGACAGAACUGAGCUCACACUCACAUCUCUCUCCUGACUAUCCUGCUGCUGUUAACUGGAAAUUGUAUGCCAGCAGGAUUGGACAGUUUACAUCAAACAACCACGAUUUCAGUGGGGUCAUUUGCCAUGAUAUCUUCACAUUCACGAAGCUCAGUGAACCUGAGGGAAAUCGUGCCAUUUUCCAGCAGGACCUCUGUUGCCAUCUGAGUUACAAGAUGGCAAAGAAGCAGCAAGGUGAUGUUUAUUUUCUGGGUGCCUUUGGUGGGCUACAUGUUGUUGAAGGAGACUAUUAUUUGUAGAUAUGCAUGCUGCUCAAGUGCAAGAGCACAGACCCGAACACGUGCAGGCAGCCUGUGGAGACGGCUCAGACCAGGUUUGAGAUGUUCUCCCUCAGCGGCACGUUUGGCACUAACUAUGUCUUUCCAGAAGUCUUGUACAGCGGAGUGCAGCUGGCCCCUAGGGAGUUUGAGGUGCUAACUGAUGGACGUCUAAUAAGUCGUACUAGUACAUUAAAGCCAGUUCUGAGUGUAACAGUCUUUGGGAGGUGGUAUGAAAAGGACCUUCCAUGCACACAGCAAACUUCGCCAUGA